GUUAAGACAAUUAUGGCAGCGCAUUUCGCGUACCAAGAGGAAUACGAGUUUGCACUUAAACUAGUCCAAGAAGUAUCCCAGACGUUCACUCCCGCGUUCCACUCCAACAAGGAUAUCCAGACUAAAUCAUUCGGAUCGGAUCUUGUCACCAAAACAGACCAAGCAGUCGAGGCAGCAAUAUUCAGUGCGAUAAGAACAAAAUAUCCCUCUGAUAACACAAUCGGAGAGGAAUCUUCGGAGGGAGCAAUAUUCGACAAUCGCAGAACUUGGAUCGUAGAUCCAAUAGACGGAACAACCAACUUUGUCCACAGUAACCCCGAGUGUUGCAUCUGUAUAGGGUUCACCGUGGACAAGACCUCCAAGUUCGGUGUUAUCUACUGCCCCAUACUCAGGGAUCUCUACACGGGUAGGAGGGGUUUUGGAGCGGCUCUGAACGGCCGUCCUAUCAGAGUGUCUGAAACAACAGCCCUGAAUAGAGCGCUGGUGUCCACGUACGUGAUACCCAGUAAAGGUAUGGGGCUGAGGGAGAGUAUGGAGAGUAUUCAGAGGGUGAGUGGGGAGAGAGAAGGGUGUUGUCAUGGUCUCAGGUUGGGAGGAAGCAGCGCUAUCAUGAUCUGCCAACUUGCUGCUGGAAAUGUUGACGGAUUCUGGUUAGAAGGGCUCCACAUCUGGGACAUGGCAGCAGCAGUGGUCAUAGCAAGUGAAGCAGGAGGAGUAGUGAUAUCCACUGUACCUGGAGAAGAGUUUGAUCUGACUCGGAGAAGAGUGGUAGUGGCCAGCACUGAACAAUUGGCUGGCGAGAUAAGAGAUAGGAUUGUCAGGGCCCCAGAUGACCUUUUUAAGAGAGAACAUUGCUGAAAUUAAUAGUUUAUUUAUAAUACGUUAUCCAUUAGAUGCAUAGAGCAUAGAGCUGGUUUAUUUUUGAUUUAAAUAUGAUUUUUAGAUUUUGUACUC
Molecule: messenger RNA, 954 nt
Organism: Bolinopsis microptera
Lineage: Eukaryota; Metazoa; Ctenophora; Tentaculata; Lobata; Bolinopsidae
Product: inositol monophosphatase 1-like
Exons: 2
Coding region: 13-858 (281 amino acids)
Biological process (GO): phosphatidylinositol phosphate biosynthetic process; signal transduction; inositol metabolic process
Molecular function (GO): inositol monophosphate 1-phosphatase activity
Source: RefSeq, a predicted model, not a curated record